This is a messenger RNA of Mya arenaria, 2111 nucleotides long. RefSeq lists its product as uncharacterized. Bases 288 to 698 code for a protein of 136 amino acids. Lineage: Eukaryota; Metazoa; Mollusca; Bivalvia; Myida; Myidae. The record is from RefSeq and is a predicted model, not a curated record. The transcript has 4 exons.
AAAAGACAUAUAACGCAAAUAUUCUUGAAAACAGAAGAUGUUUGAUGCUAAAAUCCCAAUAAAUAAAUACUCGUACCUUCUUUUUAAAUAAAUCCGUAAACGGAAUAAACACUCGUGGAGGACGGAAGUGCUUAAUACAUUACGAUCAUCAAUAGAAUUGAUUGGAGUUAUAAUUAAUUGCGACGUAUUAACAAAAGAACGAGAUAUAAUGGGUAUACAGGUUAUGGUGUGAUCAAACGAGGCUUUAAAGGGACUUGUUCAUGUUUUGCAAGGCUUCACAUAGGUGAAUGGACGACCCACUGAAGAAUCGAAAGUUACCUGACGUGUUCAGCAAGCCGGUGACGUCGUCACUUUACGUGAAACCGGUGACUGACGUCAUGAAAGCGCCGAUGAGGGACGUCGUCACGGAAAGCGGCGCCAAUGAUUCCAUCUUGGACCGACCAAGUCUCAAAAUAGAAGAACACAUCCCUGAUGUGAUCCAUCAACACGCAUACAGUCCGUUUGAGAAAGUAAACGACCAUGACCCGUUAAAAACGGCGCACAUUGAUGUUCUUGACCACCAGGAAAAUAGACAAUCGGAGAAACGUGAGAAGAAGCACGUGGACAAGUGGUCGAUCUUGACCUUGGAAGAUGUAGAAGUUGAUGAAGAGGAACAAGCACGAGUACAGCGGAACCUUCAUCAUGUUCAAGACUUUUAACACAACCCUUGCAAGCUUGCAGGAUUAUACAACGGAACCUUCAUCAUGUUCAAGACUUUUAGGACAACCUUGCAAGCUUGCAGGAUUAUACAACGGAACCUUCAUCAUGUUAAAGACUUUUAGGACAACCUUGCAAGCUUGCAGGAUUAUACAACGGAACCUUCAUCAUGUUCAAGACUUUUAGGACAACCUUGCAAGAUUGCAGGAUUAUACAACGGAACGUUCACCAUGUUAAAGACUUUUAGGACAACCUUGCAAGAUUGCAGGAUUAUACAACGGAACCUUCAUCAUGUUAAAGACUUUUAGGACAACCUUGCAAGAUUGCAGGAUUAUACAACGGAACGUUCACCAUGUUAAAGACUUUUAGGACAACCCUUGCAAGAUUGCAGGAUUAUACAACGGAACCUUCAUCAUGUUAAAGACUUUUAGGACAACCUUGCAAGAUUGCAGGAUUAUACAACGGAACGUUCACCAUGUUAAAGACUUUUAGGACAACCUUGCAAGAUUGCAGGAUUAUACAACGGAACCUUCAUCAUGUUAAAGACUUUUAGGACAACCCUUGCAAGAUUGCAGGAUUAUACAACGGAACGUUCACCAUGUUAAAGACUUUUAGGACAACCUUGCAAGCUUGCAGGAUUAUACAACGGAACCUUCAUCAUGUUAAAGACUUUUAGGACAACCCUUGCAAGCUUGCAGGAUUAUACAACGGAACCUUCAUCAUGUUAAAGACUUUAAGGACAACCUUGCAAGCUUGCAGGAUUAUACAACGGAACCUUCACCAUGUUAAAGAAUUUUAGGACAACUUUGCAAAAUUGCAGGAUUAUACAACGGAACCUUCAUCAUGUUCAAAACUUUUAGGACAACCCCUAAAAGCUUGCAGGAUUAUACAACGGAACCUUCAUCAUGUUCAAGACUUUUAGGACAACACUUUUGCAAGAUUGCAGGAUUAUACAACGGAUACUUCAUCAUGUUCAAGACUUUCAGGACAACCCUUGCAAGCUUGCAUGAUAACAUUAUGUUCGUGACUUUAAGGACAGCCCGUGCAAGCUUACAGUAUAAUAUUUUGUUCGUGACUUUUAGGACAGCCCUUGCAAGCUUGCAGGAUAAUAUUAUAUUCGUGACUUUUAGGACAGCCCGUGCAAGCUUACAGUAUAAUAUUUUGUUCGUGACUUUUAGGACAGCCCUUGCAAGCUUACAGACUAAUGUUAUGUUCAUGACUGUUUAGGACAGCCCUUGCAGGCUUGCAGGAUAAUAUUAUGUUCGUGACUUUUAGGACAGCCAUUGCAAGCUUUCAGGAUAAUAUUAUGUUAUUGACUUUUAGACCAAGCCUUUCACUACUGCAGGACCUCAAUUAUGUUCGGUACUAUUGAACAGCUAUUGCAGCAGUGCAAUAUAAUACAACCAUAUCUGAUU